Messenger RNA from Anopheles arabiensis, 2028 nucleotides. RefSeq lists its product as uncharacterized. The record is from RefSeq and is a predicted model, not a curated record. NCBI's taxonomy places the organism in Eukaryota, Metazoa, Arthropoda, Insecta, Diptera, Culicidae. The transcript has 2 exons. Bases 371 to 1564 code for a protein of 397 amino acids. Gene Ontology annotation, molecular function: zinc ion binding; nucleic acid binding.
UCGCCCACUGUGCACUCAACCUGAAUCCCGAACGCAGCGGUAUAAACGCGUUAUAUCUUGACCGCUGGAGCACCCGGUGUGCUAGAUGAACUGUCAUAGAAUAAAGCUCUCUUCUUGGCGCGACAUUGAACUGAACAGACGUAAGCCACUGACUUCUGCGUAUAAUUAUUUGUGUGCUCUUCCGAAUUGUGCUAAAUCUUAUUAAAACGACCAAUUAACCUUCUGCCAACCGUAAAACGCUUGGUCGUUACAUCUCAGAAGUGGGAUUACCAACAAAAAGUCGCCUACAAACCGCCUGCAAGCCGCUUAACCAGCCGGUCUACGUGUGUCUGUGUACGUGUGUGCGUGUGACAUAACGCCAUCUCAUCAAAUGGUGGGCAAAGACGAACUUCGCCGGGCGCUCAUCGAAGCCGGCGUCGACGUACCGAAUACCGCCACCCUCGCACAACUUCGGCAACUUUACGCCUCUCUCGAGCUGGUCGCUCGUUCCCCCCGUGCAGCGCAGCCCACCACCUCGGCCAUGGCAUCAGCCUCCGCUUACGCAAACCAUCCCGAGGCCGCCAUUUUGUAUCUCCCUCAUGAAAAUGGCGGUGACGCCGUUAAUGAUGCCGCUUCGACGAACAACACCACCGACGCCAAUGCUAAUCUGCCCUCCGCUCAAGGUGUAGCUGCCGCCCUUCCCCGCUGUUCCGACGAUAUGGAGGCUCACCUCGAAGCGCUGCGAAUGCAGCUACAGUUAGCCGAAUUGCGUCAGAAAGUGCAUCAACUCGAGGCGCAGCAACCGACCGCCGUUUGUGUAAAGGAUUUCGAAUCCUUCAUCGAGCCGCUUGAUGCUGAGAAAAAUUCCGAUGUCAUCCGCUGGUUCCGUGAUUUGGAACGCCUUUUCUCACUCCAUCGAGUAUGCGAUGCGGACAAAUUUUUGUUUACUCUUCGGCUCCUCACAGGCACGGCAGCUAACGUCGCCAAAGAAUUUGACGUCACCACUUACGACGAACUGAAAAUGGAGCUUAUCGACAACCUUCAUUUCGUCGCUACUCCUGAAUCUGUGUACCGCCAACUCCGCAAUCGUCGGCUGCAGCCCCAAGAAUCUGCCCUCCGCUACCUGUUUGAUAUGCAGCGCAUAGCUGGCCAAGCCGACAUUCCUGAUUCGGAACUGAUCCCGAUCGUCAUCGAUGGAUUGGGAAGCCCGUCAAUUACUUCAAGCCUGCACUUCAUGCCCCUCACGAUGGAAGAUUUCCGGAAGAAGCUGAAGCUUUUCGAGUCUUGCCGUCAUCUUCGAGCCAUCAAGCCCCCUUCCGCCGUUGUUCGGGCCCCGAUGAACAACCGUAUGGAACGGCCCCUAACGUCGCAGGAACCUGUCCGCUGCUUCAACUGCUCCCGAUUUGGACACCUUCAGAGUGCCUGCUCCAAGCCGAAGCGCCCACCCGGCGGAUGUUUCCGCUGUUUCCAGACUGGGCACGUCUACCGCAAUUGCCCUGAACGUCGGGCCAACGCUACUGUUGAGGGCGGUAUUAGCUCGGAGGAUACUCUCGGCACAAACCAAGAGAUACAGGGAGUCCUGUGAGCUUCAUCAGUGACACAUUAGUACCAGCUAGGCUGCUAGGACCUUUUUCAACAACUGAAUACUGCACUAUGGUUAAGGGACCACUUUAUUCUCGAGGACGAAUUAAUUGCACAAUCCAGUUUAGGGAUCAUUCUGUUCGACAUUCUUUUAUUAUAUUACCUGGAAUUGCGUGGCCUGUCAUUAUUGGUCGCGAUUUACUUAAUUCUCUUAACAUUUCUCUUACUUAUUCAUCUUUUUCAAAAUCAUGUAUUACUAAAACCCCGUUGACGGAACUUGAAGAAGUUGAUACAACUCUUCCAGAAAAAUUAGAAGAUGCUAUUAGGAGUAUUUGCUCGCUCGAUGUAAUCGAAGCCGAAAAUGAACUGGAUUUAGGAGAUACUCUAUCCUUAGAGCAGCGUUCAAUUGUUAUUUCUAUUAUCAAGAAUUCAUACCUCAAAUAUAUUUCAAACACUAAACCACUCGUA